This is a messenger RNA of Musa acuminata AAA Group (dessert banana), 1057 nucleotides long. Its product is annotated as septum-promoting GTP-binding protein 1. The record is from RefSeq and is a predicted model, not a curated record. The transcript has 6 exons. Gene Ontology annotation, molecular function: GTP binding; GTPase activity. NCBI's taxonomy places the organism in Eukaryota, Viridiplantae, Streptophyta, Magnoliopsida, Zingiberales, Musaceae. Bases 122 to 913 code for a protein of 263 amino acids.
GGGCCACCAACGAUUAUGGAGCCAUACCUUGGCUCCCCACCACCCCUCUCUCCCCUUCGUUGAUGGGCGAGAGAGGCCUUCUACCCUUCACCGCCACCAUCGACGCCACGGCCCAACGAACAUGAGUCACGUCGGCCAGGCUCUGGUCCACCUCGAGGCCAAGUGGGCUCGCCUUGUCCGCCGCUUCUUCCACGCCGUCCGGGGCCACCUCGUCUCGUGCUCCUCCUGCGACGGUCGGUACCGGCAGCUUAAGGCGAACCUGCGUGCGCCGAAUCCCAUGGUGGUGCUACAUGACAUUCCCCAGGUGGAUGUUGUGGGGGUGCGCACCGAAACGGAGGUGGACUCCGAUGUGCUGUCGUUGAAGAUUAGCGUCCUCGGUGAUUGCCAUAUUGGAAAAACAAGCUUCAUGACCAAGUGUGUGGGAGAUAUGGAGGAACAGAGAGGAGUAGAAACUGCAGGAUUGAAUCUAAUGGACAAAAUUUUCGAUCUCAAGGGAGCAAGGAUCGCUUUCAGGAUAUGGGAGGUAGAAGGUGAUGAUCAUCUGGAUCAUGUCCCCGUCGCCUGUAAAGAUGCUGUAGCAGUUCUCAUUAUGUUCGAUCUUACCAACCGAUGUACGCUAAACAAUGCUAUUUCCUGGUACCAACAAGCAAGAAGAUGGAACAAGACCGCGAUUCCUGUACUUAUAGGGACCAAGUUCGAUGACUUCGUUCAGCUUCCUCUUGAAAUGCAAUGGGCGAUCGUGAAUCAGGCCAGAGCAUGCGCAAGAGCGAUGAAAGCGACACUGUUUUUUUCGAGUGCCACCCACAACAUUAACGUGAACAAGAUCUUCAAGUUUGUCGUGGCCAAGUUGUUCAACUUGCCAUGGACGGUGGAGAGAAAUUUGAACAUAGGAGAACCUACCAUUGAUUUCUAGGUUCUUUUUUUUACUUGGCUUUUCGCUUUCUUUCUUCUUCUUCUUCUCUUAUUUGUUACAGAAGCUCCUUGUCCUGUAAUUGCUACGCUGUGGAUAGCAACACGCUGCAUGACAAGGGUUGAUGAGCCUUGAAAUUUCAGAAUA